AUGACGAGCCAUCCGAUUACCGAGCUGAUAUUGCAUUCCAAAACCAAAAGGUUCAUUGCCACCAUUGACAUUCAAAAGAUGUUCUUUUCGGUGCGAUUAAGUAAGGAGUCUGAUCGCGAUAUGUUGAGCCCUUUCUUAGCCAUUUGGUGUUUGAAAGAGACGGCAAAAAUGUGGCAAACCAAAUAUCCUGAGGCCGCUCAAAUCAUUCUGACUAAAACCUAUAUGGAUGACAUCCUGAUUCUUGCCAAUUCUCCUGAGGACAUGAAAGUGCUAGUAGCUCAAAUCCUACUGAUUCUAGAGAGCGGAGGUUUCUACGGGCACAAAUUAUCAGCCAAUGAUCCAUCGCUCUUAGAUGACCUUGAUCCGAACAGGGUAGAGCAAUCGCCAACAACGUCGCUCUUGGGGUUGAUGCUUGAUCACAAAACAGAUGAGUUCAAGUUUGACUUAGACGAUAAAUUCAAACAAUUUGAUGAAGAAGCAGAUGUUAUAACCCGCAGAAACGUCGUUUCGUUAGCAAGUCAAGUCUUUGACACCCAAGGUUAUGUUGCUCCAUAUGUGAUGAGGUACAAGAGUAUUUUGCCAUUACUUUGGCACAAUAACAACGGGUGGGACGAGAACCUGUUGGCUAAACAGACCAAUGACCCCAUAACGGGUAAGAAGCCAGACGAAAUCGCGGAAAGGGCCGUGAUCUUGUUCAAGGAAUGGAUAAGUGAUGCCAACACAGUGGGAAUGGGCGUGGCAGCUUACUUGAUAUCGGAAGUCGGAAACGGCGUCCUGGAUUCACAACUAGAUUUUGCCAAAAGCUCAUUGAUGCCCAAGAAUUUGCGCAAAGGAGCCGAAGCCAAAGAUGCUCUGACGAUUGCAAGAGCAGAACUGAUUGGCAUUGUAAUGGCAGUCAAUGUUGGCCGAUAUCUUCAAAACGCCUACAAGAGCUUAAUCAAUAAUGAACAGCUUGAAUACUUCACGGAUUCUCUUCUCAACCUCCAAAGGAUUCAAAGAGGAACGGGUCAGUGUAAGGUUUGGGAAGAUCGACGAAUUAGGAAGAUCUUGGACGGCGCCCCAAUAGAAAAAUUUCACUUCUGUCCAGGAAAGAUGAAUCCGGCUGAUUUGCCGAGUCGGGGAUGCACCCUCCAGGAGCUGCAAUCGCAAUUCAAAUUCUGGGACCAAGGAUCCCAAAGUAACGUGUGA
Tigriopus californicus is the source of this 1188-nucleotide messenger RNA. RefSeq lists its product as uncharacterized. NCBI's taxonomy places the organism in Eukaryota, Metazoa, Arthropoda, Copepoda, Harpacticoida, Harpacticidae. The transcript has 5 exons. The coding region runs from base 1 to 1188 and encodes 395 amino acids. The record is from RefSeq and is a predicted model, not a curated record.